AUGGUCACUACAACAAUACAAGAGAAUAUUGAUUUAAUUCAAAAAGUAAACUUAAAACAUACUUCAAUUGAUCCUAAUCCUGACUCACGUCAACAAGAAAUUAUCAAUAAUUUACUUCUUCUAGCUCAAAAAGAACAACAAAAGGGUAAUACUUCAAUCACAUCAGAUAAACUUGAUAAAUUAACCAGUUUACUAGCACAACAACAACAACAACAACAACAAAAGUUACAAAGUCGAUCACAACCAUUAUCAACCCCUACUAAGGCUAAAUUACCUCCAAAACCAAAAUACCCUUCAGUAUUUAAUAAAUUUGAUAUUAAUAAAUCAUCUCACAACAAUCGACAAGAACGAGGUCAAUCUCCAGUGAAGAAACCCAAGUCAGGGAGUAAACCUAAUAAUAAUAAUAAACCUAUAAAAUACUAUAGACCAAAUACAUUUAGUUUGAAAAAAAUAGAAUUUAUGUUUGUUAAUAUUUUAGAAAAUCUUGCCAAUUUAUUAGAUAAUUUACAUUUAUUAUCAAAUUUACCAAUGUUCCCACAAUUUUUAAAUCGAUUUUUAAAACAAACCAAUAAAAUUUGGGUAUUAAUAUUGGUUUUUUUAAUCAGGAAAACCAUAUCUCAAUUACUAAAUGUAAUACGUAAAAUUAGAAAAGUUAAUAUUGAAGUUGAUUUAUUAAAUUCUACUACCACCACCAAAAACAAGACUGGAAUAAAUUUUAUAAAUGAAGAUUUAAAUAAAAAAUACAAAAAAGUAUUAAAAGAUUUACGAUUUGAUAAAAUGAUGCUUAUUAUUGAAUUAAUUGGGAAUUUCUUAGAUUUAACAUUUAAUCUUAUUGAAUUAUAUGGAAUUGCUUUGCCUGAUUGGAUUAUGAGUUUAUUGAAUUUUGCAAGUAUGGCAAUGACAAUUUAUAGAAUGAAUAAAGAUGAUGAAUAUGUUGAUGAUGAUAUAACUGAUGAUUUGAUUUGA
Messenger RNA from Candida albicans SC5314, 966 nucleotides. RefSeq lists its product as uncharacterized. The coding region runs from base 1 to 966 and encodes 321 amino acids. Gene Ontology annotation, biological process: peroxisome fission. The record is from RefSeq and is a predicted model, not a curated record. The transcript has a single exon. Gene Ontology annotation, cellular component: peroxisomal membrane. NCBI's taxonomy places the organism in Eukaryota, Fungi, Ascomycota, Pichiomycetes, Serinales, Debaryomycetaceae.